Molecule: messenger RNA, 1935 nt
Organism: Abrus precatorius (Indian licorice)
Lineage: Eukaryota; Viridiplantae; Streptophyta; Magnoliopsida; Fabales; Fabaceae
Exons: 2
Coding region: 93-1706 (537 amino acids)
Biological process (GO): xanthophyll cycle
Molecular function (GO): violaxanthin de-epoxidase activity
Source: RefSeq, a predicted model, not a curated record
UUUCUGGAGUUUGUAGACUGGGAAUGAAAGGCUUGUGUGGCAUAGCAAUGGUUGGAUAGUGUUGUAAGACGGACAGCGUUUUCUUUUCUUUGAUGUCUAUGAUUUUGCAAAUGAAUCUUACGAAACCGACACAGACACAGACACAGACACCCAUUUUUGUUGACAAUGCCUUCUCCGCAACAACGUCAACAUGUUUCACUCUUCCUUCCCAGCAUCUCUCUUUUCCCUCACCACAUGCAUACACUUUUCUCCGCUUUCGCCCUUCCACAACCGUCUUCUCCGCCUUGACGGCCGAUCACCCACCUGAGCCUCCGGUGAGGAUGGUGGCUGUGGUUGGCCACGGAGCUGUCAGUCCUCUCAAGUCUGCAUCCUGGGAACAAGUCAUGCUUCACACUGCAAAAAAAUUGAAAUGGGUUGAUGAAGGGUAUGAACUUCUUGUAUUUACUGAUGAAUGUAUUCAAUCUAAUGAAGAAAUGAGCCUGAGACUCCAGAGAGAAUUAAUGAAGGCUGAUAUAUUGGUGAUUGUCGCCAUUAAAAAGAAAGAAUCGAAGAAGUGGAUUAAUAUCAACAGCAAAAGUAUUGAAAAUGUGAUAUGCUUUGACUCUUCACCAGAUGUGAAGAACAGAUUAGGAGGCUAUGAUGUUCACAAUGAAGUGAGGGGAAGUAUAUUUAGAAAAGUGAUAGGAAUUUCUCUAUCAGAUAAAACUAAGGAAUCAUAUAAAGUAGUGCAAACUGUGUCGGAAGCAUGGAAUCGACAUAAUUCUGAUGAUAUAAGGUUCUGCUUACUGGUACUAAUCAAUGCUUAUAUAAGGCCAGUUCCAGUAUUGAAGAACUUGAGAGCCAAGGGUUUUUCUACCCUAAACUGUAUGUUGAGGAACUGUGGCCGUCAGGUACUUAAUUGCUUGUUGGAUCCCAAUUGUAGAAAAGCUCUUCAAUGCUUGAAUCAGUGUAGUCCAGUUGAUCAAGUAUGUAAUUAUCAAUGUAUUGCUUCAUACGAAAGCACAAAUCUAGAAGCCUUUUCACUAUGUGUAUUACAGAAAAACAACUGUCUUAACUUGGAAGCAGAAGUACCUGACCAGCCAUACGUGCCACCAAUGAUAAAGUUUCAUGGAGAGAACUUAAGUUAUGAAAUGGCAGAAGAUUUGUUUGUUGGUUGGUUAGGGAGUUUGCAAUGGAGCUGGCGUGUUGUGGCAGGGCAGAACCCAGCAUAUGAUCAAUUUCCAUGCCAAUACCAGCUAUUCUAUAGGGGAAAGGCAAAAGGGUCAUUUUGGUAUGAACCAGUAUUCCAGGUAAAAACAUUGGAAGGCCAAAUGGUCUGGAGGAGGAGAAAAUAUAGGGUCAAGAGAGGUAAGGUACCUGGUACCUUCUAUUUCAGUGUAUUAGAUAAUGGAGUUGUUUCAAAUGAGUUUUGGACAAUUGUGGAUGUAGCUGAUGAUCUUAGUUGGGGUUUGUUCCACUAUCAUGGAGCUGCUCGGGCUGCAGGGCAGUCUUAUACAGGGGCAGUACUUGUUAGUCCAGAUGGAGCAUUUCCAAAUGAAACACAGAGGACAAAAAUAGUUGCUGCUCUAGACAAAUGUGAAAUUAAAGAGUGGGAGCUAUUUACUGUUGACAAUUGUUCAUGCAUAGAUCCUCCCUUGGGAAUUCCAGACGGUUCAAGUUUACAUUCUAUAGUCCAAAUUGAAGAUCCAAACAGGAUAUCUGUCUGAUUAUUUGUGCCCGAAACUGUCUAUCAAUACUCUAAAUUUGGUUAUAUUCGGCUUAAGUACAGGUUCAAUAUUUCAAAGCUAGUUGAUUUGUUCUGUGGCUUAUCACUAUUAGGAAAGUUUCUUAUCUGCAAUCACCUGGUUACCGGUGCUUAUAAUUAAAUCAUGUCUAUUUCGAGUUCUUGGAUGCAUGUUGAAACGUGGCUCGUAUAUUGGAAAAGCGACUCUCAAA